GCGAGCCCACUUGGCGCCUGGCGGGGAGCGGGUAGCGGGUAGCGGGCGCACGCCGCUCAGUCCGCCGCCACGCGUCCCCCCAACGCGUCGCUCCCGCUAGCGCUCCCGCUCCGCUAUGAAGGUGAAAUCCAAGGGCGCCCGCUCCAAGAACAUGGACAGGCUGAUCGCCGCCGUCCAGGCUCGAGAGUGCCUCUGGGACAAGAGCUAUCGAGGGCAUCGGAAUCGGUUCAAAUUGGAGCGGUAUUGGAACGAGGUAGCUACUGAAGUUGGGACUACGAGCUUAAACUGCAGAAAAAGAUGGAAGAAUCUAAAAGACCAAUGUCGGAAAGAAAUGCGGAAGAAUCCCCACGAGUCAGAUUGGCCACACUUCCAAAAACUGAAGUUCAUCCACAACCAAUUCCUCGCUGAUGAAGAAGAAGGCGAUGACGACACUGCAGACGAAGUCUUUAACAGUCUAGACGAAUCCAUAAAACGGCCUAAGCUAGGCUAUACUAUGAGAAAAAAACUUCUUAUGAAUAAAAGGAGAACUAUAGAUGUAGAUAUGAAUAAGUUAAUUGUAUUAGUUCAAGCUAAAGAGUUGAUAUGGAACAGGCAAUUGAAGGGACACCAUAAUUGGUACAAGCUUGAUGAGAGCUGGAAGGAAAUUUCUCAAGAGUUAGGUGUUACACGUGACGAGGCAAGACUGAAAUGGAAAUACCUAAGGGACCAAGCAAGAAAAGAAGCAAGAAAACAACAAUCCGACUGGGAAUACCUGCCAAAGCUUCAGUUUUUGACCAAUCAGUUCAACGAUUACGAAGGCCAGGACACAGCGGAUGAUCAUUAUAGCCAAGAUUUUGAUACAAGCGCUGACCAGAGCAGUUACUAUGUUGAACCUGCACCUAAUACUCCAGCUGUUGAAGUCAAUGAUGUAAGUGUCAAAGAUGAUGAAUUCGACGAAUUUGAUACAAAGCCAAUCAUAAUGGAAACAGAUUUUUGCGAUGACGACGACGAUAUACAGAAAAGUGGAGGAAAUAGUAACGAUGCACCUGAAGCGACUAAAGAUGAGGACAUUGGGUUCUUUAAUAGUCUGAUACCGCACGUCAGGAAAUUGGGUCCGGCAAAGAAACUUAUGUUGAGAAUGAAGAUACAAGAGUUAGUUUAUAAUACGGUUUAUAAUGAAACCUAGCAUUGGUUCAAAAAGCACGAUGUGCUUUUAAAUGAGAGGACUGGACUUUGAGAGUGACAACGUGAACUUUCUUUUUAAUUGACAAUCAGUGGCGUUAUAGUACGAGUAGAAAGUACAUGGGCGUACCUAGCUUUUGGUCUAGGGCCUCUUUAGGUCAAAUAUUCCGCGGUUAUUUUGUCAAAUUUACUGAAGCCAAAACUGUAUUCUUUUUUCAUUUUUGUCUGCCUGUCUGAAGUGAGACCCCUCCCCUACCAAGUACCAGGGUAUGCCCAAGAGAGAGUAAGCAUUGUACGAGUUAUAAAGAGUCUACGUUUAAGUUUUUUUAACUCGUACUGGAGAAUUUUAUAUCGUUUGUCCGAUUAGUGCAUACCCUGUGAAAGCCACUGUUGACAACAUUCAAAACCAUACAGUCCGCCAAUAACUAUGUGAUAAUCACCAGUUCGGUGCCAGGGGAGUUGCGUUAAAAAUGUAAAAUAAAGCUUUUAUCUCUUAAAA
Messenger RNA from Pararge aegeria (speckled wood butterfly), 1660 nucleotides. RefSeq lists its product as uncharacterized. The coding region runs from base 116 to 1165 and encodes 349 amino acids. The record is from RefSeq and is a predicted model, not a curated record. Gene Ontology annotation, cellular component: nucleus; transcription regulator complex. Gene Ontology annotation, biological process: regulation of transcription by RNA polymerase II. Lineage: Eukaryota; Metazoa; Arthropoda; Insecta; Lepidoptera; Nymphalidae. Gene Ontology annotation, molecular function: DNA binding. The transcript has 3 exons.